AUGGCUGACAGCGACACCAGGAUGUGGGGCCAUAGCGUGCAGGUAUCGUCCGGCCCGGUCACCGUCACGUCCAUCAAUCUGAUCGCUCCUCGUCUGCAGCCCAACGCGCAGAUCACCACGAUAAAAGAGGAACCUCACGACAAGGACGGCACAAUGACUGAAAUAAAAGAUGACAUCAUCGACGAAGUAGGUUCUGAAUGUGAUCGGGAAGUAAGUAAGAUUGACUUCUCCGGAGUUACUAUGAGAAGUAAAAAAAUGAGAGCUGUAGAAGAAAACAUGCCCCGGCCAAUGUCCUGGGAAGGAGAACUUUCCGAUUCGGAAAUGAAACAGGAAGAAGAUAGGACGGCGGACGUGCAGACAGCGAAUCAAAAUUAUUUACUGCCUCGAAAUGAGAAUUUAAAUAACCAACAAUCGUCUCCAGUGAAACGAAUUAUUUAUAACGAUAAUAAUUUGGUCGACCGAGUGAUGGAGCAUGUCAAGAGCAAAGUAACUUCGUCGAACAACGACAUUCCGUUACUUGUUGAUAAAUUGUUAGGUGGCGGUUACAGUCCGUUACUCCAACAUAGAACUAAUGGAGUCAAACAUACAUCACACAUUCCACCGACUCAAAGCCCAGACUCGGCCAUACACUCUUGUUGCUCACCUGCACAGUCACCAAUCACUUCCAGACACAAUCCUCCGUCAUCUUCAGGGUUUUCGUCCCCAUCUACAUUCACACCGUCGUCAUUGUCGAGGAAUAAUAGUGAUGCUUCGCAAUACGGUGGAUCACAACAUAGUUCUUGUUAUAGUCAAAGUUAUUCCUCGCUGUCUGUUUCGCCUACACAUUUUUCCCCGACACAAUCACCAAUACAGCCAAGACACAUACAAAGAAAUUUUCAUGAAUAUACUGUGACAGAGGAAACCAAUGGCUAUGAAGAGAAAUUGUCAAUGUCCGACAUUAAUCAACAACAUGGUAUAACAUCUGGCAUUUCAAGACAACAACUCAUAAAUAGUCCCUGUCCAAUUUGUGGUGAUAAAAUUUCUGGUUUUCAUUAUGGCAUAUUUUCAUGUGAGAGUUGCAAAGGAUUUUUCAAGCGCACUGUACAAAAUCAUAAGAACUAUGUGUGCCUACAUGGUUCGGCAUGUUUGAUCACAAUAGCUACACGCAAGAAGUGUCCAGCUUGCCGCUUUGACAAGUGCUUGAAUAUGGGUAUGAAACUAGAAGCAAUCAGAGUUGAUAGAACAAGAGGUGGACGUAGUACCUAUCCGUUUACUUACACAAUACCGCCUUCCAAUAUGCAGCCACAACAUAGUGGACAGCACUCAGGAAUGAGCACUAAUUCUGUAGAAAAUAAAGUCAAGCAGGAAGAACGUGCAUGCAGGUCUCCACCCCAAGAAGCAGCCAGACUGAUCCCUCAAUUAUUGCAAGAAAUAAUGGAAGUGGAACACUUAUGGACUUAUAAUGAAGGCUCAUUUGAAUCAUCAAGUGCUAGUGGAAGUUCUAUGAAUCAUUGUGGUGGUGCCAAAGAAAUAGCUAAAAGUCGCUUAAUGGCUGAAAAUUCAGGAACAGAUUUUCUUUCCAAUUUAUGCAACAUUGCUGAUCAUCGGCUAUACAAAAUAGUCAAAUGGUGCAAAUCAUUACCGUUAUUUAAAAACAUUUCGAUCGAUGAUCAGAUAUCGUUAUUGAUAAAUGCCUGGUGUGAGCUACUGUUAUUCAGUUGCUGUUAUCGAUCAGUUAGCAGCCCCGGGGAAAUACGUGUUAGCCUGGGCAAGUCCAUUUCUUUAGAUCAAGCAAGAGAAUUAGGUUUAGCACCUUGUAUUGAGCGCAUGUUGAAUUUUACUCAGCACCUGAGACGUUUGAGAGUAGAUCGUUAUGAAUAUGUAGCCAUGAAAGUCAUUGUGCUAUUAUCAUCAGAUACAAAUGAUUUGAAAGAACCAGAAAAAGUUCGUGCAUCUCAGGAAAAAGCAUUACACGCUCUGCAACAGUAUACUCUGACACAUUAUCCGGAGAUGCCAUCCAAAUUUGGAGAACUGUUGUUAAGGAUACCUGAUUUACAACGUACUUGUCAGGUUGGAAAAGAAAUGUUGUCAAUAAAGAGUAAGGAAGGAGAAGGGCAAAGCUUCAAUCUUUUAAUGGAGUUAUUGAGAGGCGAUCAUUAA
Macrosiphum euphorbiae (potato aphid) is the source of this 2139-nucleotide messenger RNA. The record is from the annotation of a GenBank genome assembly. Lineage: Eukaryota; Metazoa; Arthropoda; Insecta; Hemiptera; Aphididae.